Molecule: messenger RNA, 369 nt
Organism: Kuraishia capsulata CBS 1993
Lineage: Eukaryota; Fungi; Ascomycota; Pichiomycetes; Pichiales; Pichiaceae
Exons: 1
Coding region: 1-369 (122 amino acids)
Biological process (GO): mitochondrial respiratory chain complex II assembly
Cellular component (GO): mitochondrion
Source: RefSeq, a predicted model, not a curated record
AUGAUCAGAGCAUUAAGUUCCAAGGGCUUCUGCCUAGCUCCAUCCGUGAUCCUGAAAAAUUCUGUCAGAUAUUCGUCGGGUUUCGACAAGCCUGCGCCAGCUCCUCCUCAGCUCCCCAAGGAGGAGCAAGAGGAGUUUGAGAGGCUACAGAAGAUCGCCAAUGCACAGGCCGCUAUUGACGAGUACAACGCCAGCGGAUCGGUCUCGGAGACGCCAAAAGUGGACAUCGGUGGCUUUUCCGCGCUUUACAAGCCCAUUCCCGAGUUUGAAGGAGAUGUGAAUCCCGUCACUGGUGAGGUGGGCGGCCCAAAGCAGGAGCCCACCAGACACGGAGAUUGGUCUUUCAACGGUAGAGUUACCGAUUUUUGA